UGAUUUUUCUUAUGAAGUCCCAAAUACAUGCCAAAAUUUCAGAUAAUUGAACACAAUCAUUAUAACUCAGGCUUAUUAAUGUCCUUCAAAGUGGCGAAUCCACGAGAGUUUUUGCCGACGGCGGACGCGGAGGACGAAGAAGAGUUGUCGAUGUUUUCGAGACGACGGCAGGCCGACGAGAUGUCGGUGAUGGUUUCGGCUUUAACACGAGUCAUCGCCCGCGAAGAGCCGAAGGUGGGUGGCUAUUUGGGUUCGGGUUCUUCAACAUCAAUACCACAUUCUUCGCCGUAUGAUGCUUCUCUUCUAUCCGGGCAUUCUGCAUUGGAUGUUGGUGUUGGCAGUGGUGGUUUGAAGAGGGAGAGAGAUGAGGGAAAAACAGAGUCAAUGCUAGGGUAUUAUUCUGGAGCAUCACCCUCCGUCCCUCACUCCACAAUCUCCUCCCAACCUCCAUCAACGCAUGAACAAACACCUUCUUCCCAAACCGAAAUAGAGGGCCAGCCUCGCCGGCGAUACAGAGGAGUUCGCCAACGCCCAUGGGGAAAAUGGGCAGCCGAAAUCCGCGACCCGCAUAAGGCUGCCCGUGUUUGGCUUGGCACCUUCGAUACCGCGGAAGCCGCAGCUCGAGCUUACGAUGAAGCCGCUCUUCGCUUUCGUGGCAGCCGGGCAAAGCUCAACUUCCCGGAAAAUGCGCGUUUACAGCCGCCGGAGAUUGAUUCAAGCGGCCAGAGUAUCACGCCGGACUUAAGUGCUUCGAGGGAUUAUUUGGAGUAUUCGAGAUUGUUGAGAGGUGAUGGACAGUAUGCGAAUCUGGAGUACUCGCGUUUGAAUUCAGCUUCCCCUGUUUCUUCUUCUUCUACUUCGUCGUCUUCUUCCUCUGUUUUGAAUCGUUUUUAUGGAAUGGGAGGGGAAGAAGAGCAGAGGAUGCGGUAUUUGGGGCAGUCGGAGAUUUGGGGAACGGCUUUUCCGGCGAAUAAAUGGGAGGAUUCCGGCGAGCUUCCGCCGCCGUCGUCUUCAGGCUAGAUGGAAAUGAUGAGUAAUUAGCCUUUAUUAUUCAUUAGGGUUUAGUUGCAAGGGAUUUUUUUUUUUAUUUGAUAAUAAGAGGAUUGUAAUUUUGUUUUGCAUUUGUUUCUUUUU
Phalaenopsis equestris is the source of this 1134-nucleotide messenger RNA. Its product is annotated as ethylene-responsive transcription factor ERF110-like. Gene Ontology annotation, molecular function: DNA-binding transcription factor activity; DNA binding. The record is from RefSeq and is a predicted model, not a curated record. Gene Ontology annotation, biological process: ethylene-activated signaling pathway; regulation of DNA-templated transcription. The coding region runs from base 28 to 1020 and encodes 330 amino acids. NCBI's taxonomy places the organism in Eukaryota, Viridiplantae, Streptophyta, Magnoliopsida, Asparagales, Orchidaceae. The transcript is spliced from 2 exons.